AUGCCGGCCGAAAGGCGUUCUUUGCGAUCAAACAAUAAACCCGACAGCUCUUCAUCCGCUAACGGUGAAAAGGCAAACUCGAAUUCCCAGAGCUCGGGUGCGAAAGACAAGGCGCCCACCACUCGCGCCGCCGCCAACAAAGCCAAGUCAGCUUCAACCAAGAAAGACGCAAAGGGCGCAUCAAACGACAACAUGGGAGAAGAUGAUCAGUCGCAUAUGAAUGGCUCGAAGUCAACCGAGAACAGUGUGAAUGGAUCCGAAGAUGUUGAGAUGGGAGAGGAUACGGCAGGUGCGCCUACAUCCUCAUCCAACGCCAGCAAGGACCGCAAAAGUAACGAGAAGAUGACUGUUGUAGUGCCCCCGACCAAGGGUUCCAGAUCGUCCGGCAAGGAUAAGGAGGAGGAUGUGACAAUGGAAGGUGCGGAGGAUGGUGAUGUUGAGAACACCGAACCAGAGGUCGACCCGACAACCAAGGCGAUUCAAGGUUCGUCUAGUCUUCUUGCUCAAACUAAAUCCAAAUUUCUAACGACGAAUGCCUGUUUGUUUGACAUGGGUUUAGACAUCAAAUCCAACUUCACCUUGCUCGAGCGAGCCGUUGCCCACUUCGACCCUAGAUUUACCCUCCGUGUUCUGCGAUCGAUAUCGUCGAUGCGGAAACAUCUCACCCCGGAGGUCCUCGCCGAAGUCAUCGUGGAAACCUAUUCCGCUUCUAGCUCGACCGCCUCGUUCCUGUUGGAAGCUCUUGGACAAGCCAAUGCUUUCGAGAAUGCUACAGCUAGUUCGCAGAUGGAGAUUGACUCGGAUAAGAAGCCUAUCCCUAAGGAGACCCUUGCCGAGGUGGAUGCAUAUCUCUCCAUCCUUGUCCAGAUAUACCUGUUUGACCAACGGGAGAUUCAGAAGGGAGCUCAGUUCUCGACAAGCUUGAUUGAGCGCCUGCGAGUACUGAACCGCCGUACGCUGGAUUCUCUCGCCGCCCGCGUGUACUUUUACUACUCUCUCUUCUUCGAGCAAACCGCUCCACUUCCCCCUUCUCCUGCAGCGGCUGUUACCACUAUCCGCCAGCCAUUGUUGGCGGCACUGCGCACGGCUGUGCUCCGGAAAGAUGUUGACACACAGGCUACUGUGAUGACUUUGCUUCUUCGCAACUACCUGUCUACGUCUCAUAUUUCACAGGCAGAUCUACUGAUCUCUCAUAACCCAUUCCCCGUGGCUGCAUCUAACAAUCAGAUUGCUCGGUAUAUGUUCUAUCUCGGCCGCAUCCGUGCCAUCCAGCUGCAAUACACUGAGGCUCAUAGCCAUCUGAUUGGGGCUACCCGCAAGUCGCCUGCUAGCCAGGUUGCUCGUGGGUUCUACCAGGCUUCCCACAAGUUGUUGGUCGUUGUCGAGCUUUUGAUGGGUGAUAUUCCUGACCGCGCAGUCUUCCGCCAGCCGGCUUUGGAACGGGCCAUGCACCCUUAUCUGCUGCUUUCUCAGGCAGUCAGUGUUGCUGAUUUGGAUGCGUUCCUCAACAUUGUCACCACCCACAGUGAGACUUUCCGGAAGGAUGGCACAUACACCUUGAUCUUGCGUUUGCGACAGAAUGUAAUCAAGACCGGUAUUCGCAUGAUGUCGCUAUCUUACUCCCGUAUCUCUCUGCGUGAUAUCUGUCUUCGUCUCGGACUUGACAGCGAAGAAUCUGCUGAGUACAUUGUGGCUAAGGCUAUUCGGGAUGGUGUCAUUGAGGCCACACUUGAUCACGAGCACGGGUUCAUGAAGAGCAAAGAAGUGGGUGAUAUAUACGCCACUAGAGAACCUGGCGAGGCCUUCCACGAGCGUAUCCGCGCUUGUCUCGCCCUCCACGAUGAGAGUGUUAAGGCUAUGCGUUUCCCCAUGAACCAGCACCGCCUGGAGCUCAAGAGUGCCCAAGAAGCUCGGGAACGAGAGCGUGAGCUUGCCAAGGAGAUCCAGGAGGGAGACAUGGAUGAUGAAGAUGCCGGUGGUGAUUUCGAUGCCAUUUAA
Molecule: messenger RNA, 1998 nt
Organism: Penicillium griseofulvum
Lineage: Eukaryota; Fungi; Ascomycota; Eurotiomycetes; Eurotiales; Aspergillaceae
Product: proteasome regulatory particle lid subunit RPN3
Exons: 2
Coding region: 1-1998 (665 amino acids)
Biological process (GO): ubiquitin-dependent protein catabolic process; regulation of protein catabolic process
Cellular component (GO): proteasome regulatory particle, lid subcomplex; proteasome complex
Molecular function (GO): enzyme regulator activity
Source: RefSeq, a predicted model, not a curated record